GAGUACAGUGCAGCUGAGAGGCUUGAACCAAGGUGAGAGAAGCCACAUUCUUUAAGACAGCAGUGAUGGCCUCAUCCCAACUUCACCUCACUGUCUCCCUGUUCUGUUUGGCCAUGACUGCAAGCAUCAUAUCAUGCGGCCGAUCUCAUAUGGUUUUGAACUCUGCACUACAGGCAUCUCAUGGCACUCCUGCUGAUGAAGAGAUGCCAGAGAGAUACUCCUUUCCAGAGUUCCAGUGGUUGCUCAGUAACUCAGACCCAACAGCUAUCCAGUCUGACAGCCCAUCUCUGGGGAUUCUACAGAGUGGAUUGGACCUAAUGAGGAGAGACAGUGGAGACAGUGAGCGAAAACCAGGCUGCAAGAACUACUUCUGGAAAUCCAGAACGGCAUGCUAACCACAGGCAACCAAAAGGUCCAAACCAGAGGCCUACGCCACAAUCAACAUGCUGCCAAUAAUAUACUUGUUCCCUUUCCUGAAUUUACACUCAUCAUAUGACAGUCUCUGUCUUUGAAGUGAGCCUGAGUAAUUGUAGCCAUUAUCUGUUAAGAGUGUUCCCCCGAUCUCUUAUCUCUUAUCUAUCUUGCUCUAAAGCAUUGACUGCUUGCAAUAAACUGAAUACAGCACAAAAUGCUGGCCAGUGUUAUUUUGUGUGCUGCUGGGCUUAUAAUAUU
Messenger RNA from Onychostoma macrolepis, 672 nucleotides. It is a transcript of the gene sst2, whose product is annotated as somatostatin 2. Gene Ontology annotation, molecular function: hormone activity. Bases 66 to 395 code for a protein of 109 amino acids. Gene Ontology annotation, biological process: regulation of cell migration. The transcript has 2 exons. NCBI's taxonomy places the organism in Eukaryota, Metazoa, Chordata, Actinopteri, Cypriniformes, Cyprinidae. Gene Ontology annotation, cellular component: extracellular region. The record is from RefSeq and is a predicted model, not a curated record.